Molecule: messenger RNA, 1102 nt
Organism: Danaus plexippus (monarch butterfly)
Lineage: Eukaryota; Metazoa; Arthropoda; Insecta; Lepidoptera; Nymphalidae
Exons: 5
Coding region: 124-945 (273 amino acids)
Source: RefSeq, a predicted model, not a curated record
AAACAAUAUUAUAUGUCAAUGUCAGUGUUCUUGCAAAAGGAAAAAAAAUCAUACAUCUGAAAAUACCGAUGAACUAAGAUAGUGAAUUAUUAUGAAAGAUUGGUUAUUUAUUAGAUAACAAAAAUGACUGAAAAAGACGGUGGGAUAUUUUAUAACUUAGAGAGUCUUCUACAACAGGAUCAUCGUGGAGUUAAUAUAGCUGUUUAUGCUCUCGCUACUGCUGGUCUGGCACUAUCUGUUCACAAAAUCCGUCCGAUAAGCAAGUUUUCAAAGGCUUCUAAAGUUCCUAACCACUUUAUCAAAAGACAUGAAUCUUUGAAAGGAACAUAUGUUGGUGUUCAACACUCGCCAGUACGACUUUUAAUAAAUCAUAGGGCACCUAUUUACCUCCCAUUAUGGCAUUCCAGCAAACCUCCACUGCCUGUUAAGCUAUGGGGAGUGGACAUUGUGAGUGGAAAUGCUGUAAAUUGGCUGGACUGUGUUGCCAAAGGGCAAAAAGUUACAUUAAAACCCAUUGGAAGAGAUAAAGAAGAUCUUGUUUCCACUGUUAUUUUGCAUUUACCUGGAAAUAAGGCAAAAACAGAAGAAACAUUUGAUGUUGGAAAAAAAUUGGUUGAGCUUGGCUUUGCACAAACUUCACUACCCAAAAAUAUUAAGAAGAACACACUCGAAUCAAAACUGGCGCCAGCAUUACUAUCUGCAGAGUCCCGAGCCAAGUGGAAUAGAAAUGGGAUAUGGUCGGACAGAUUACCACCGUUGCCAGUCUAUGUCAACUAUUGGAAAAAGAGUUCAGAAGUAGCCACUAGUAUUUUUGUUAUGUCUUCCAAGAAGUUGCUACAGCUUCUAUUGCUUGUCGUCAAGAGUGCCUUAAGUGGAGGAAAAAGCUUAAUUCUUAGACCCUUCAGAUCGUCACCGAAACAGGUAAAACAGAUACAAGCAACAUGAGUUAAUGUCUUUACGUAUUUUAUCAGUGUACACACCAAAUGCAUUAUGAUAUUAUAAUUAUUUGGUGAGCUUGAUGUCUCCAAAUCAUAUUGAUUGUUACUUAAAUAAUAUUUUAUAGAACUAAAUUCUGUUGGAAAUAAAGAUGAUUUAAAAUGGA